Geodia barretti is the source of this 1011-nucleotide messenger RNA. The record is from the annotation of a GenBank genome assembly. Lineage: Eukaryota; Metazoa; Porifera; Demospongiae; Tetractinellida; Geodiidae.
AUGAUGACCUUGCACAAGAAAAUUAUCGUCCCGCUCGAUGGUUCCGAAUUGUCCGAUCAGGCAUUGCGGCCGGCAAUGCUCAUGGCGGAAACCACCGGAGCAACGGUCAACCUGGUGCGCUGUUUCGCUUCCAUACCCAGGUGGCAGGUCGACCGUUACCAGGGUAGGCACAGCGGCUCCAUGUCGGAAUCGGAGCAUGUCCGCAUCACCGCCUGGUUGAAGGCACACAAACUCCGGUUGGCAAAAGACGGUUCAACCGUCCCGAUCGAGGUCUCCGCCCACGAAGGCCCGGCCGUGGAACACAUCACCCGCCUGGCAAACCAAGAGCCGGACGCCCUGAUCGUCAUGUCCACCCACGGACGUGGCGGCCUGUCCCGCCUCAUCAUGGGUAGUGUAACCAGUCGGGUGGUCAGGGCAGUUCGCAACCCGAUGUUCAUCGUCCGGAGUACCGAAACUGACAUGCUCAAUACUCCGGAAGUCAUCGACCGCAUCAUCGUCCCGCUGGAUGGUACGACGUUCUCAGAGGCAGCGCUGUCCCACGCCGGGGCUUUGGCGGCAAGCUUUGGAGCCAGGGUAACGCUCUACCAAGCAACCCACGGCGCCGGAUUCUUCCAGUCCAAUUCCGAGUGGGUGGGCUCCAACGGUGAGGCAGGGUUCGAAUUCAGCAGCCCCUCGAAAAUGGCCACCGAACUCGCCGUCCAGUCAAUGAACUACCUUUCGGACUGUGCCGACAGCCUGAAGGCGGAAUUCGGACUUACCCGCGUGGACGUUGUAAAUUCCCAGGAGAAUGCGGCGGACGCCAUUGUCAGGUUGGCCGGGGAUUCUGACAAUGGUUUGGUGGUAAUGACCACCCAUGGCCGUGCCGGAGUGGGGCGGGCGUUGCUCGGCAGCGUCGCCGACCGGGUCGUGCGUGCGUCUCCCGUUCCCACCCUGCUGGUUCAGGAACCAGCCGUCCACGGCGAUAUGUCUGUCGGGCGGAGCGUGGACAACCUGGUGGGCGCUGUCUUGUAG